GAGUGGAGGAAAAUCCUCCCUGCAAAUCACAAUAAAUCAGAGUCGCAGUCAUUCUGCUCUGAUACAGGGCUCUCUUCAUAUCUGCAGUUUCACCUUUCUUUAAAUCCACCUGGAGUGUUUCAUUUCUUUUCUUUCUCUGGGUUUCUGCCACGUCUCCCCAGCUGCUGGAUCUCUGUGGGGCUUUUUGUGUCAGAUUAUUGGCAGGCUGCUGGGACUGUGAAUGAGGAAACCUGGAUUAAAAUGGCAGUGAAUCUGAGUAAGAACGGUGCUGUGCUCAUGGCAGCUUAUAAAGAGGUGGUGGACGGCAAGUCGGACACAAACUGGGUGCUGUUUACUUAUGAAGGGAACAGUAAUGAUAUUCGUCUGGCAGAGAAGGGAGAUGGUGGAUUAGAGGAGAUGGUGGAGGAGCUGAACAGUGGGAAGGUGAUGUACGCUUUCUGUCGUGUCCAGGACCCCAACUCUGGUCUGCCCAAAUAUGUCCUCAUAAACUGGACAGGUGAAGGUGUGAAGGACUCUCGGAAAGGAAUAUGUGCCAAUCAUGUGAGCUCCAUGGCCAAUUUCCUGAAGGGAGCCCAUGUGACCAUAAACGCCCGGGCAGAGGAGGACGUGGAGCCGGACGCCAUCUUGGCAAAAGUGGCCAAAGCGUCUGGAGCAAACUUCAAUUUCCACAAACAGACAGAAUACAGAGACGCACCCAGAGGACCUGUGGGCUCAGUGUAUCAGAAAGUCAACGCUGUGAAGGAGAUUCAACAAACCAACAAGGACGACUUCUGGGUCCAAACUCAGAGGGAUGAAGAGAUCCGUCGACGGGAGGAGAACAAACGGGCAGAGCAGGAGAGACAGAGGCUGGAGAGGGAGAGGAGGGAGAUGGAGGAGAAGCAGACGAAGGAGAGGGAGAAGAGAGCGAAGGACAGAGCUCAGCAGAUCGAACAGCAGAAGAUUUAUGAGAAGCAGAGAGAGGAAGAGGAGGAACAAGAGAAGGAGCGACAGCGACAGAACCAGCAGGAAAAAGAAAACAGGAGAACAAGCAUCAACUCUGCUGCAUCUGUGCAGAAAGCUAACGAGGCCAAGUCACUCAUUUCUCAGAGAGGAUUUAAUCCCAGAGACAUCUUCAAGCAGAGGGAGCAGAGCUUCGAGGGCAGCGACCGAGCAUCUAUGGCUGCAUCCAGACCAGGGAAGCUGCAGAGUCCGUUUCUGUCUCAGAAAUCCUUUGAGAGAGAAACCCCGGUGCAGCCUCAGUCUCCACCUGCUCCAGCUGUGGUCUGGGCCUCCUCCCCGACCCCCCUGUCCCCCGUCACACCUGCCUCACCUGUGCUGUCCUUCUCACCUCCUUCAUCUGAGUCAUAUGCACCAGCAGAAACCGCAGAGUCACCUGUUCAGCCUGCAGGAGAGGCGGAGGAGUGGUCUGAUGAGUUUGAUGAUGACGCAGAUGAGGAAUAUCAGGCUCAGACAGAUCUGUACAAAGCAGAAGAACCAGCAGCAGCACAGGAGGACCUGUAUGAAAACGUUUACGAGUCGCACCACACAGAUGAAGACCAAGGUGCAGAUACCAAUGGACAGAACAUCCGUGCCAGAGCUCUGUAUGACUACCAGGCUGGUAUGCACACAUAUUGGGGCCUGAUAUUCACCGUCACCUCUCCUUCACAGUGGACGACACAGGAGAUCACCUUUGACCCUGAUGACAUCAUAACCGGGAUAGAGAUGGUGGAUGAGGGAUGGUGGAGAGGUUUCGGACCUGACGGACAUUAUGGCAUGUUUCCAGCCAAUUAUGUGGAGCUUAUGUAGCUUUUAUCAACCCCAUCCAUGUUAAAGUUCUGAUAGAAACACUUUUUAUAAAACUGAAAACCUCUGAGACGACAGACGGGAAACGGAUAAAGAUGAGUAAAUAUUCCUCAUAAAUAAACUUGUGUGUCCAAA
Lates calcarifer (barramundi perch) is the source of this 1917-nucleotide messenger RNA. RefSeq names its product drebrin-like a (gene dbnla). The transcript has 15 exons. Gene Ontology annotation, biological process: regulation of actin filament polymerization; positive regulation of axon extension; postsynaptic actin cytoskeleton organization. Gene Ontology annotation, molecular function: actin filament binding. Lineage: Eukaryota; Metazoa; Chordata; Actinopteri; Centropomidae. Gene Ontology annotation, cellular component: site of polarized growth; postsynaptic membrane; dendrite. The record is from RefSeq and is a predicted model, not a curated record. The coding region runs from base 241 to 1785 and encodes 514 amino acids.